Molecule: messenger RNA, 833 nt
Organism: Zingiber officinale
Lineage: Eukaryota; Viridiplantae; Streptophyta; Magnoliopsida; Zingiberales; Zingiberaceae
Exons: 3
Coding region: 246-524 (92 amino acids)
Source: RefSeq, a predicted model, not a curated record
ACUGCGAAGAGUCUUUUUUUAAGAGGAGAAAAGAAAAAUAAAAAGUAGGUUUCCGUCCGCCUCUUCUCGUCUCCGGACUCUAGCGCCGGCGACGCCGUAGCGAUCGGCCUUCCUAAUCUCUUCUCAUCAGCGCAGUUGGAAGAAGUCAAUCACCUCAACCCCUCCUUUUGUUGGUCCUCCUCCCCGGAACCGACGCUGCGGUGCUUCACAAGCGAACUAUAUUUGAUCACUCCAUCUAAUUAGUCAUGACAAGUGAAGAAUCUAAAGGUUUGCUGAAGGAUAUGGAUUGGAAGACAGCAAGCAAUGCUGCUAGUGAUUCAAGUGGGCCAGUUACUAAAAAGCGACUUCCAAAGAAGAUUAGACAGGUGCCUGACUACUAUUUUCUUCCACGAAGGUCCUUGCCUGCUACGGUUGCAUUUUAUGGUGCUUUUUGUGCUGCUGGAGUAGGAGCAGGAAUGUUACUUGAGGUUUGGAUUAAGAAAAAGAUUAAAGAGGAUAGUGGAGUCAUUUGGGAAUUUGACUGACACUGAGAGCCAUUCAUAUGGAUGCAGCAAUUCAGCACACCUAGAAUCAUCAGAGUUCCUCGUUGCGUAGAAUUGUUUGCAAUCCGCUUCUUGUUGGUUAUCCAUCUUUAUUUGUAGGCACCCAUUUUCCAGGAGUACUGCGUCUUCAUCAAAUGGGGGAAAAGUUGUAACCUUCGAAUAAAAGGAAUGACAAACCUUGUAAGGGUUGAUCUUUUUUCUAUCUUGGUUGUGUUAUCCUAGUAAACAUUGACUGUGAAAUUUUAUGUCAAAAUUUUGGCAGAUGCAGCUAUUCUUAUUUCCACACUUUCA